AUGAAGAUCACGGCGCUUUUGGUGUUGAAGUGCGACUCGGAUUCGUCGGAUCCGAUCAUCUUAGCGAACGCCUCCGACGUCACCCAUUUUGGGUACUUCCAGAGGCCCAGCAUCAGGCAAUUCAUCGUCUUCGUCGGCCGGACCGUCGCCAAGCGCACCCCGUCCGGCCAGCGUCAGUCCGUUCAGCACGAAGAGUAUAAGGUCCACGCAUACAACAGGAAUGGACUUUGUGCUGUGGGAUUCAUGGAUGAUCACUAUCCCGUUCGUAGUUCAUUUUCCCUUCUUAACCAGGUGGUUGAUGAGUAUCAAAAGAAUUUCGGCGAGUCAUGGAGGACAGCACAGACAGAUAGCACCGAGACUUGGCAAUACUUGAAUGACGCUUUGGUUAGGUUCCAGGAUCCUGCUGAGGCUGACAAGUUGUUGAAAAUUCAGAGGGACUUGGAUGAGACGAAAAUUGUACUACACAAAACAAUCGACAGUGUCCUCGCCCGAGGUGAAAAGCUGGACAGUUUAGUUGAAAAAAGUUCAGAUCUCAGUGCUGCAUCUCAGAUGUUCUACAAGCAGGCCAAGAAAACCAACUCAUGUUGUACCAUACUCUAA
This is a messenger RNA of Linum trigynum, 600 nucleotides long. Lineage: Eukaryota; Viridiplantae; Streptophyta; Magnoliopsida; Malpighiales; Linaceae. The record is from the annotation of a GenBank genome assembly.